GGCCUAUUUUAAUGGCAAUGUGUCUUUUACUGUAAUAAAGUUUUUAAAAUUUAAACAUCCACCGUAUUUUGUGAUCACACCUAUAAUGUUUAAAAUUAGUCACCAGAUAAACUCUUGGGUUUCCCAUCCCUCCAAACCUGGUAAAAUGUCUGUUCCACAGAAACAGUGAUUUAAUAGAUGAGAACAUUUUUCACACACACUUUAGCACAGUCACACACUCAAGGGCCAGUCAGAACCAAACACGACACACACCGUCACAAGAACCACCGCACACACAGUGACGGCCAUUCACACACUCACUGCAGAGAGACAAUCGCGUGCAGACUGCACACCCCACACACAUACCUUCACACACACACCCCACCACACACCCCAACAGAACAGUACACACGCCGUCGUGUCACCCGAUGGUCCCCACGCACGCACGCUCUGGUCCUGCCUACUCCAAAACAUCUCGAGACCCGGGCUUACGUCUUGGCUACGGCCUUUACGCCUAGAGACUACGUCUCCCAGACGACACUGCGGCGCUGACCCAAUCGCGACGCAGCACUGUUGCGGCUUUGUGCGUCUGCACCAUCUUCCGGCUCCAGGCGGCGAGUCCGCCUGUACCGAGGAGGAAGCGCACCAGGGGAUGCGGAGGGCGCAGCCGCAGUGGCACCUGGACCCGAGGAGGCGGCAGCUCUACCAUCUCAGGACUCUGCCCUUCCCCAAGAGAGGAGCCAGGAGGCGGACCCAUCAGCCCAUGAAAUUCUAAAAGUCAUGUCCCUCGGGUCAGACUUGUUCAGGGACGUGGCUGUAGUCUUCUCCCAAGAAGAAUGGGAACGGCUGGCGCCAGCUCAGAGGGAUUUGUACAGAGACGUUAUGUUGGAGACCUACAGCAACCUGGUCUCACUGGAUCUUGCCAUUUCCAAACCUGAUGUGAUCUCCUUCCUGGAGCAAGGCAAAGAGCCCUGGAUGGUAGAGAGGGCAGAGACCCGAGGUGUGUGCCCAGUAUUGGAGUCCAGGUAUGAUACUAAGGUAUUGUCUCCAAAGCAGCCCAUUUGUGAAGUGCGGUCCCCCCGGUGGGAGAUAAGGGAAGGCCUUACAAGUUACGGUCUUGAGUGCUCGAGUUUCCAAGACGAUUGGGAAUGCAGAAGCCAGUUUAACAGGCAACAGGGAAAUCCAAAUGGACAUUUGAGACAAAUGACAAUCAAUCACAAAGAAGUGCCCACUUUCGACCAGCAAGCAUCCCUUACUUUUUAUCAGAAAAUUCAUACUGGAGACAAACCCUGUGGAUAUGAUGAAUGCAGAGAAGACUUCUGGCCAGAGGACUUCCUUAUUAGUCAUCAAGGACUUCAUACUAAUGAGAAACCCUAUAAAUGUAAGGAAUGUGGGAAAGCCUUUAAAUAUGGCUCACGACUAAUUCAACAUGAGAAUAUUCAUUCUGGCAAGAAACCCUAUGAGUGUAAAGAAUGUGGAAAGGCCUUUAAUUCAGGUUCAAAUUUCAUACAACACCAGAGAGUUCAUACUGGCGAGAAACCUUAUGAAUGCAAGGAUUGUGCAAAGGCCUUUAGUCGGAGCUCACAGCUGAUUGAACAUCAACGAAUUCACACUGGAGAGAAACCCUAUCAAUGUAAGGAGUGUGGGAAGGCCUUCAAUCGGAUCUCACAUCUUAAAGUACAUUAUAGAAUUCAUACGGGUGAGAAGCCCUAUGCCUGCAAGGAGUGUGGGAAGACCUUCAGUCAUCGGUCUCAGUUGAUUCAACAUCAGACUGUUCAUACUGGCGAGAAGCUAUAUGAAUGUAAGGACUGUGGGAAGGCCUUUAAUCAAGGCUCAACUCUUAUUCGGCAUCAGAGAAUUCAUACCGGUGAGAAACCCUAUGAAUGUAAGGCAUGUGGGAAGGCCUUUAGAGUGAGCUCACAACUUAAGCAGCACCAGAGGAUUCACACUGGAGAGAAACCCUACCAGUGCAAGGUAUGCACUAGGGCUUUCAAACGGGUGUCACAUCUAACUGUGCAUUACAGAAUUCAUACGGGCGAAAAGCCCUAUGAAUGUAAGGCCUGUGGGAAGGCCUUCAGUCACUGCUCACAACUGAUCCAACAUCAGGUCGUUCAUACUGAGGGAAAGCUCUAUGACUAUAAGGAAGGUGGGAGGACUUUAAAUCAUGAUUCAACCACUGUUCAACAUCAGCGAAUGCAAAAUAGAGAAACACAAGGGAAUUUAAUAAAUGUAGAAAAGCCUUCCAUCAGCACUUAUCCCUUGCUCAUCAUCAGGGAAUUUAUGUUAGCAAGCAAUCAUAUGAAUGGAAGUACUGGGGAGAGCCCUUUGGCAUAGGCUUGUCACAGCUUACUCCUUAUAUGUCGGAGAAACACUUCAGUGUAACAUGAGUGGGAAUGCCUUCAUUCAGAGCUGACCUUAGUAUCUUGAGUCAUAAAAUUCAUAUUGAAGAAAAAUUUUACGGAUGUAAGUCGUUGAGACCAUGAUUGUCAAAGAAGCGAGGAAAGGUUGGAAAAAUUUUGUCUUUUAACACAUUCCCAAUUCACCUUUUCUAACCACUGUGUAAUAAUUUUAACAAUAAUAAAAAGUUUUCAUUUUUUUGGAAAGAAAAAAGAAAACAGCCACACUAUUCUUGAGUUAACAAGGAAAUAAAUCUUGCAAUUACCAUGAAUGGUAAAGGAAAGAACGACAGAGUUUUACAUGCCAGCAGACAUGGGAUGUGGCUAACGCUACUCAGAAUUUUUAUGGCCUUGUUAAACAUGAAAACCUGAAAUAUUAUACUCAGAUAUACUAAAUGUACUAUUCAAGAAGCCAGAAAAGAGAAUACCAAACACUCAGGUGAUGAAAGAACAAAUGAAUACAAAAUGAUGAAAUAUAAAGUGGUUAUCUUACAAUAAUCUCAGUUUUUAUUUCUUCCCUCAUCUAAGAGUAAACUAAAUUUAGGAGAUGGUUUCUUAAUUUCCACAUUAAUUGUUUUGGGUUAUCUUUUAUAACUUCUGUCACAGAUAGAAGGGAUUGAUUGCCUACCCAGCAACCAUACCCAAUUCCCCUUCCUAUUGACAGCAUCUGGGUUUUGCCUUAGAACCUAAAGAUGUCAGAUGCUAAUUUUCAGCCUCCUUUGCAGCUCAGGAUAGCCCAUAUGUUCCAGUGUAUGGCCAGUGUGUUCCAGGGAUGGACCUGCAGGGCUUUGGGAAAGAUUUUCCUCAUUCAGAAGA
Molecule: messenger RNA, 3191 nt
Organism: Hipposideros armiger (great roundleaf bat)
Lineage: Eukaryota; Metazoa; Chordata; Mammalia; Chiroptera; Hipposideridae
Gene: ZNF582
Product: zinc finger protein 582
Exons: 5
Coding region: 760-2313 (517 amino acids)
Biological process (GO): regulation of transcription by RNA polymerase II
Cellular component (GO): chromatin; PcG protein complex; nucleus
Molecular function (GO): DNA-binding transcription factor activity, RNA polymerase II-specific; RNA polymerase II cis-regulatory region sequence-specific DNA binding
Source: RefSeq, a predicted model, not a curated record